Molecule: messenger RNA, 6046 nt
Organism: Macrosteles quadrilineatus (aster leafhopper)
Lineage: Eukaryota; Metazoa; Arthropoda; Insecta; Hemiptera; Cicadellidae
Exons: 22
Coding region: 565-4617 (1350 amino acids)
Source: RefSeq, a predicted model, not a curated record
UACAGUACUUGAUUUCCAGUUUUAAUCUAGUUAGUUGUCUCGGUAUUAUUUCCAUGUGUAGCGCGAGUACCUUUCUGUUAAACAGAACUCCGUUAGCUUUUGAAUUGUUUGUCAUCAGACAAUUUUAGCCGACAGGGUUUGGUCUAGUCAUGUUGAAUAAAAUGGUUUUUAAAAUGUGAUUUUACUUAGUAUCGCGAAAGUGAAAUGUAUUACAUAUUAAGCAAGCAUAUGUAGGUUCAUUUGUGAGUUUCAAAUGUGAUCUGAAAACUUUGAAUCCAAGCUCAAAGUCGAAAUUUGAUCCAGUUGGUAACAAAGCCCUGCCCUUCUCUUCUAGCCAGACUCCUGCAUAGGGUUUUGGAUUUUCCUAACAAAACUUUUAAAAAUUAUAGAAGAUGCUGUUCACCAAUCUUAUUUUUAAUCAGCGGAAGUGCAAAGUUUAUUUAAAAGUGAAAUUUUAUUCAUGGACUACCAAUAAUCAUUGUAGCCUAUUUUGAAUAGGCUUAGAUAAGUUAACUCGAUGCAUAGGCCUAUGUUAUAAUAUUAAAAUUAUGGUAGUUUGGUGUAAUGGAAAAUAUGUACAUAAAACGUGAGCCUGGAAUGGAAGAACCUUUUAAAAAUGUUUGUUUUGUCUGUGGAAAUGUGGGUCACCCUGAUCAAUAUUGGCUACGAAUCAAACCUACAACUAACCCUGCUGAAGCAUAUUUUCCAUUUUUGGAAUCUCAUGAGCCUCCUGCUGGAUAUCGAUAUAACAGACAAGAGCAAGCAGUUAAAUCUUGUUACCUUUGUUAUUCAUUGCUGAUGCAACAAUGGGAACGUUAUCAAAGAGACAAUACUCCACAUAGUCGACGACUCUACUGGCUGAAACGUUGUGACAAUGGCCCUUACACUGGAGCAGAAAUGGGAAUGCAGGGAGAAUAUGCUUCUCAAAUUCUUGGACUCAGUGUUGAACCUAUGCAUCGAGAAUCGUCAGCACCGCCAGUCCCAGAGGUAUCGCGUAGUGCCCCGCCAGAGGAUAAGAGAAUGUCACCGAGAGUGGUGUCGGCUCCUCCGCCUGCUGAGACACCAGACCACACGGCGCUAGACUUGCGCCAGUCACCUGCCGUGUCUCUACACUCGGUGCACUCCAAUCCUGGCAGCAGUACAGGAACAGACAUACUGGACUUGUCCAUGCCAGACAAGAACGCUGUGACAGAAGUGUGCUAUGUGUGUGGAGAGGAGUUUGCUAGAGGGUCGCUAACACAGAUCUCGUCCAAGCCCAGUGCAGCCAAUAGCCCAACACCGUUUUUCCCAAGCCUGAUCCUUCACCCGCGACCCGCUCGCAGCAGACCCAUGGACAGUGGAGGGAAAGUACAGGCUUGUACGCUGUGUUUCACACAUCUUCUGCAUCAGUGGCAGGCUUAUUCAACGCAAGGAGUGGCUCAUUCAGAGCGUAACUACAAGUUGCGCAAACGAGAGGCAACGACCAAUUUUGUCUGUUACACUUGCGCACUGGAGUACCCCUCGUCAUCCAUACGUCUGUUGUACUGUUGUCCCAACCCAGAGAAGGAAGCUUACUUUCCCUUUAUUUGCAGUUUAAAACCUCCACCCGGAGCAAGUCCUAUUUCCCCUCAGGGGAUGGUUCAGGUUUGUUCGAUUUGCUACAAAUCCAUCCCUCAGAAACAGAGUUUGUUCGGAUCUGGGGUGAAGAGUGAGUUAGAGCCCAUGCCUGUCACCACACAGUCCACAUUGCCACUGACCUACCCCAGUGUAGCCACUACACCCACUCUGCCAGCUGCCAAGAGUCCAGAUAUACGCUUUCGUCCCUACGAACUGUCCAGGCCUUCCCCGUCACCAAAGGCCACACCUUCACCCAAGCCCCCCAGUGUGGACGGCAGUAACGGACUGCAGCAUUAUAGGUGUUACGUGUGCGGCAACCAGACACCUCAGAGCAACAUGGAGUGGCUGUCUACGGAGGCAGAGGGUAUGAACUCUCAUGCAAUGCACUUCCCCUGUCUACGGACGCUGGGCUCGCAGGAAGGCAGGAUAGACUCAUGGGGACGUGUUCUGACGUGUCUGCCGUGCAGCAAGCAUCUGGCGCGACAGUGGGAGGCGAUGGAGAAUGAUCGGAUACCGCUGGAGCGACGCAGGUACGAUGUUCCUCACAACACACAGAACGGCAUAUCUCCAGCGUCUUCAGUGUCCGGUGGCAACAGUUCCUCAAUCUACUGCUUCUUAUGUGGUCUGCACAGCGACUUGACUCUGGCGCGGGUGUUGUACAGUAAACCUCAGGGUCGCAACGCACCGUACUUCCCGUCACUGUUGACACACAGUUCGCCAGCCAACGCAGAGCAGCUGCGUGAGGACGGUAGUGCGCUGGUGUGUACGUUCUGUUAUCACAGCAUGGUGGCGCAGUGGCGUGCGCUGGCACACCAACAGCCAGACACUCGCGUGUACAACUGGCGAGACUAUAUCUGCUACGUCUGCGGCAUCACUACGUACAGGCUGCGUGUGCGGGCACUGCCAGUCAAGGACUUCCCGUUUGUCAGGUACCACCGCCAGCCUGAUGGGUCGCUACUGCUGGAGAACGGUGAUUACGCUGUGGUCUGUCUGGACUGCUACGAGACGCUCCGCUCUCAGAACAAUGAGUAUGAGAGAUGGGGUCUGCCGCUAGACAAGAGACAAUACAACUGGUUGACUCAACCUCCACCACCUGAGGACAGUCCCGAGGCCAGUGUGGCGAGGCUCCCCUCCGGACAACGUUCGGACAAACAGGUGCCCUCUCCGCUUAGUCGUCCGGUUCGCAAGAACUGUUCACCUAAACUGACGGAGAAAAGACCAGCUCCGGGGCCACAUAAGUCUGAUUUAGGGGUGCCCAAGGCUCCAGCCCAACAUGGUGGAGGUAAGGUGGCAAGAGGUGGAGGGACUCCACUAGCCCCCACUGUGGGACCUCCAGUCAGUGUAGGUGGGGGCAGCCGGUCGUUUGCUGCGGCUCUACGCAACCUGGCUAAGCAAGCUGGUCCUGCCUCGGACCGGGAUAUUGAAGUGGAAGGUCGAGCUUCUCCGAAGCGGCCGCCUCCUCCCCCCCUAGUCAGAGGUCCCUCCCCUCCUACGACGUCUGCGGUUAAACUACCUGAUAAGGAUAGAAGUAGUGAGCAGCGGAGUGGUUUUCAGCCUUACAGACCGGAGGAGCCCCGUGUGCCCCCGCACCCCCACUACUCCCCACUGGACUACCCUCCAUACCAUCACCAUCCUGCGCUCUACCCCCCGCCACAUCAUCCCUUACAUCAUUACAGAUUAGAAGAGCAGAUGUACCAUGGAGUUCCUCCGUUGUUUUCUUCAUAUCCUCACGUUGCGCCUCUGUACGGACUGCCUUCACACUUAACACUCAUGACGCCUGCUAUGCAUGAAAGGUUAAAACUAGAAGAGGAACAUAGGCAGAGGGAGCAAGAGAGAGAGAGGGAGAGAAGAGAGAAGAACAAGAAGAGUCCACGAGGUUCUCCGUCCCACAGCCAACAGCAGCCUGAACUCUCAGCUAGGAAGCCGCCAAUAACAAUAGCCUGUGAUCCGCAAAGAACGGUGCCUCAGCCUCAUUUUGUCCGGCCAUUUGAAGAUUUUGUUAAACCAGUCAAAAAGCCUUCUCCGCCGAACUGUACGGUGGUUCCCCUGCCUUCACCCCAGCCGUUAUCACUAGUCACUCAACAGUUACCAGCCCCGAGUCCCCACCCCCCGCCUGCACCCCCACCUCGCCCUCUGGACGUCACUAACCUCGUGUCUGCUGUCACGUCCACUGCCACUGCUGUUGUAUCAACGCCUGUGGUCACUGUCACUGUCGCUGAACCAGCCGAGCCCCCUAGGAUAAUGUCCUGCAACCGUCUAACUCAUAAGAUCAAGAGCCGGCUGGACAGUGUAGGAGGCAGUGAUUGUGAGGACCUUAGUCCCAACCUGGUGUUGACCAAGGGUCCUCCAGACAAACUAGACGCUUCUCCUCGCAAACUACGCUUCCUCGCUACUUUCGGACUCACCACCCUCACUACUAGGAAUGAGUUGGAGUUGACAAAGUUAUCCCGCUGCAAGUCUCUGCCACAUGUGGUGGUGGAGGGGGAUGAGCAGGUGGGAGAGAAAGGGCCCCCGCCAUCACUUAGUCUCCCCCACCCGCGUCAGUCCCCCCGCUCACUGCCACACUCGCACAACAAACUUUCCUACAUGACCUCCCUGCAACUGUGUCCGCUCACUCAUGACCAACGUAAAGAGAGAGAGCAGAUAUGGCAGGAGGUGUUGGCUGAGCGCAGACGACGCAAGGCUGUGACUCCACUCGUGCAAUACUGCUCAGAGGCCAGAGUCAACUCCCCAGACUACAGCUGUGUCCGGUGGCCCGGGCUAGAGGGUGUUCUGUACGCUUAUCAACAAUAUCAAACUGAGCGGUCACUGGAGGAAGGAGUGUUACGAGAGGAGUGUUCGAGGCUACAGUCUCAGUUAUCAGAGAGGCAGUGCGAGGCUAGUGAACUUCAGAGGAGACUAGAGGAGCUGCAAGCGAGUCACAACGAGCUAGUGCGCACAGGACACGACACACAGCGCUCGCUAGACACACUCAUGGCAGCUGUGCGUGCGCUAAUGGCACUCGGGCAUAGCAACGACUGAGGGGACAAUGUUUUAAGUGAAAUGGCCGCUUGACAAUAAAUGUACAAAAGUCUGAUGUAGAUUGUAGGUGAUUGAUCGAGGGGCAGUAAAAUAUUUUAGUACCCGACGGGACCAAAACUGCCUUCAUGUUUUCCAGUGACCUGUUGCCUUAUGAGAUAUUGGUUUCAGAGUGAUAUGUUGAGUGAAUCUUUUAACGACUGCAAAGAAAUUUGGAUCAUACAUUGGGCCUUAAAGUAGUUUUUGGUAGUGAACGGAAAAAAUUUACACUUAACAAUUGUUGUUGUUUGACCAGUUUUUUGCCAGAUUAUUAUAUUUCUGGUACCCCUCCCCCCACAAAUCUAAUUCAAAAGCAUAAAAUAAUUUCUGUGCAAUAUCGUUAAAUUUUUGGCAGCCUGGAUUAUUUUAAAUACAGUCUUUGUCUUAAAGCUAUCUUUGAGUAGUGCUAAUUGAGAGUUAUAAGUUCUCACCUUUUUAGGAGGGUAAGACAACAUGAUGCACUUUUGAGUAAAUAAUGAGUUAUUGACAACCUUUUGUACUGAGGAUUUUUGGUUCAAUUCCUUCUGUCUUACAUUUCUUACUAAUAGAUGUUGUAAAAGAAUUUGCUUCACUGUCACUAAACCAACUAAACACUUGUUUUUUACAAUUGAAAGGAUAAGCCAAAUUGUUUCCUAUUUAAAAUUUUAAUGCAUGACUUAAGAGACACAUUUCACUUAAAACAUUAAGCCUUUCAGUUGUUGAAUUUUCCAGUAUCAAUAUUUAUUUUAAAAUACAUAAAUAAUAUAAAAUACAUAAUAAAUAAUAACUAACUGUAAAGUUAUCAACACCUCAUAUCAAUUUGGUUUGUAUAUUUGAAAAUUGUCUUUUGAGAAAUAGCUAUCACCUAAGUCUCCAUAUUAACAGCUAGACAGGGACCAUUAUACUUUUUUGUGUCAGGGCCACAGAGCCAAGAGUACCAUUAGUUCAAAUUGUUUUAUAUUACUUGUGGAAAUUCUCUGAAUUUGAUGAUCAAAAUAGUGAACAACACGUAAAUGAGAUCGAGAAUCAGUUUAAUCCAACCAUCCAGAGGGAGAUAUUUUGCCCCAAUUGUUACUUUUUUUUUUGCUAACAUUUUUUUGUAAAAAUUCAAAAAUCUUGACCCGUAAAUGGUGUUAACUGCAACAAGUAAUCUCUCAUGUCGUUUUUCUUAUGGAGAAUACAUUAAUAUCUAAAAUUUCUUAUUUAAGGAUAAUUUUGUGUAUAAUUUGGAAUCCUUUUAGCGAAUUUCCCUAUAGGGAAGUAGCUAUUACCGUAGGUGGCACGGUAAGACCUAGACCCGGGACCGAUUUACUUUUUCAUUUUGAUGUCCCCAGAGGCCAAAAACACCAUUCGUUCAAAUUUUUAUAUAUGUAUAUAUAUAUAUAUAUAUAGACUUAUAUAUAUACGUCCGUGA